UGCCUUGAACAUCCAUCGUCAUAUGACCCAUUCUGUUGAGUCUCUAGAGCUUGGGCCUUAUUUGUCUGUUCUAAAGUAGUUCCGUGGAGUGAGUGUGUGCAGAUAGUCAUCACAUUUUUGGGACCUGUAAAUACUCCCACAUUACACAUCAAAAUGUCAUCGCCAGCAGCUGAUAACCCUGCCUAUGGACCCUUCUUUGGAGUUAUGGGGGCGGCGUCUGCUAUCAUCUUUAGCGCGCUGGGAGCCGCCUAUGGCACGGCCAAGUCCGGCACGGGUAUCGCCGCUAUGUCGGUGAUGAGACCCGAGCUCAUCAUGAAGUCCAUCAUUCCCGUUGUCAUGGCGGGUAUUAUAGCCAUCUACGGCCUCGUAGUGGCUGUACUCAUCGCUGGUGCGAUGGACCAACCCUCUGCGGGUUACACCCUCUACAAGGGCUUCAUCCAUCUUGGAGCUGGUCUGGCCGUAGGCUUUUCGGGUCUGGCAGCCGGUUUCGCCAUAGGCAUCGUGGGAGAUGCCGGUGUACGUGGUACCGCGCAGCAACCCAGGUUAUUCGUCGGCAUGAUCCUUAUCCUCAUUUUCGCUGAGGUAUUGGGUCUAUACGGUCUCAUUGUCGCCAUCUACCUGUACACUAAACAGUAAAUCUGCAUUACACUUCUCCCGUCGCCCGUGCUCCGAGCCUCUAUGCUACAGAAUCUGCUCAGUCGACACGCGCACAGGGAGUUGUCGCCGGUAGCGACCCUAACGACCGCAUAGGGCCUCGGAGCACUUCCAUGUGUAUUAUAACUUGUUGAGUACUUGAACUUUAAAUCAUUUAUAUUUUGCCGCAUAGCUCCGGCACGGCGUGACUUAGAUGCUGUAAUCGCUCCGUGCCCUGAGCCGUGGCUUGUAUAAAAUAUAUUUUUUAUCCAAUGAUACAUUUUUAACUUCCCAAUUCAAUCAUGUUUUAAUGCUACCGCGCGAUGACAGUAUUUUAUUUUUUAAUUUAUUUUCUGCCGUUUUGUUUCCCGGUGACAGGAGAACUAUGUUUCACCUAUCGACAUAUCAAUUUUUUGUUUGCGCGUUCCUUCCCUCGUGAGAAAUUACACCAUCUGACGAUAUCACUUUUAGAUUAUUUUAGCGUUAAGGCGAAACUAAUGUACAGUUAGAGUAGAACGAGUAUCUUAAAUAAUUUAUGAAUCGUUAAACCCCCACGGUACUGUGUACCACCAUCUUUGCUGAGAAUGUUGAGGUAAAACCUGGCUUAAGUACUACAUGCUGUAUAGCUUUCUGUGUUAUAGUGGAUGUAUCUUAUUACUUGUAUCGUUAUGGGCCUGUAAAUGUUAUUUACACUGUUCUCUCUUGAAGUGACCACUGACGAAAGCGAGUCACAAACAUUGUAUUAUUGCCAGGAAUCCGUAAAUAAACAUGAUUUGUACAUUCCAUAUUAUUUUGUUUCUACUUAUUA
This is a messenger RNA of Pectinophora gossypiella (pink bollworm), 1441 nucleotides long. RefSeq names its product V-type proton ATPase 16 kDa proteolipid subunit c (gene VATPc). Gene Ontology annotation, cellular component: proton-transporting V-type ATPase, V0 domain. Gene Ontology annotation, molecular function: proton-transporting ATPase activity, rotational mechanism. Gene Ontology annotation, biological process: proton transmembrane transport. The record is from RefSeq and is a predicted model, not a curated record. The transcript is spliced from 3 exons. NCBI's taxonomy places the organism in Eukaryota, Metazoa, Arthropoda, Insecta, Lepidoptera, Gelechiidae. Bases 154 to 636 code for a protein of 160 amino acids.